Messenger RNA from Micropterus dolomieu (smallmouth bass), 2862 nucleotides. RefSeq names its product neuregulin 3b (gene nrg3b). Gene Ontology annotation, molecular function: chemorepellent activity. The record is from RefSeq and is a predicted model, not a curated record. NCBI's taxonomy places the organism in Eukaryota, Metazoa, Chordata, Actinopteri, Centrarchiformes, Centrarchidae. Gene Ontology annotation, biological process: nervous system development; animal organ development; intracellular signal transduction.
GGGAGUGUAGAUUAUAUUGCCGGUGUAUGCAUUUGAGUGCUCUGCCAGCUUUUAAUUGGUGACUGUGAGUGAUUUGUGUCUGCUUAUGCUUGUGGGUUCUUGUGCAUCAUUUCAUGUUUUAUGUUGCAUAUAGGCUAGGCAUGUGGGUACUUAUUUAAGAUGCCCAGCAUUUCUUCUGCACCACAUCCCUUUCCUCGUAUAUGCCCUUGUAUCAUUUGGCCACCUGUUUGACCUCUGUACAACCUAAGAGACGAAAAACCUCCGGCAGCAGGAUGAGUGAGCGCUCAGGUGCAAGCACUCUAGCAGCCAUGACGCUGGAGGAGCCAGGGGCUGAACAGGCAUCUCCUAGAGCCCCGGGCCCUCUCCGCUGUGGCCCCUGUGCUGUGUGGCCUCGCCAACAGACCUGGCUGUGUGCCGUGCCCCUGGUAAUGGGCUUUGUGGGACUGGGACUCAGUCUCAUGCUGCUGAAAUGGAUUGUGGUGGGAUCUGUCCAAGACUAUGUCCCCACUGAUCUUGUGGAUCCCAAAGGUAGCAUUGGACAGGACCCAAUAUUUCUCUCCAAACCCAGUGCCAUGCCCAAGGGGCCUGACAUUUCCACCGCCAUUACUUCAGCGGCCUCUACCACAGCAAUGGUGUCGACUACCACGCCGCUAGCUGCGGAUGGUACCGCCCCAGCGCCAAGAACUCGAUCAGGGCCCCCAGCAAACCACUCAGCCAAUGGCAGCACAGCCAAUGGGCAUGGCAACCGAGCCCCACACCUUCACAACCGCGUUGGCACCCGCAUUAGUGGGACUGUGGUUACCACCUCCACCACUCGCGCCACCCGACUCACCCCACCCAGUGGUAAGGAGGUCACCCCUCGCAGCACCGUUAGAAAAGGAAGCAGCACUAAUGGACGUAACGGAGCCGCCAACUCAAAGCCAGGACAGACUUCUGCUACCAUCACCACUACAGCAUCCACAACAACAGCUAGUGUGAAGACCACUGCCAAGGUGCAGCCGACCACCUCCCAGCCGGCAGCCCCAGUCAAGCCCACGUCACGCUGGAAUCAUGGGCGCCCAGGCAAGGGCCCAGCCACGCGCCCACAUCACCGCUUCCGAACACCAGUGGCCCCCACACUUCCUAGUCUACGUUCAGAGGUCUUCAAGCCAUGUGUGGAAGACAAGGACCUGGCCUUUUGUCUAAAUGAGGGAGAGUGCUCCAUUAUUGAAACUGUGGCUGGGGUUCACAGACACUGCAGGUGUAAGGAAGGCUACCAUGGACUACGCUGUGACCAGUUUGUACCCAAGACAGAUGCUAUCUUGUCAGACCCAACGGAUGAACUUGGUAUCGAGUUCAUGGAGAGUGGUGACACCUACCAGAGGCAGGUGCUGUCCAUCUUCAGCAUUGCCUCAGGGAUCUGUCUUCUUGGAGUGGCAUGUAUGGCUCUCUACCGCCGCAACAAAAGACACAGGGAAAAACUCCAGGCUCAUUUCUCUGAUAGCCGCAGCCUGAGAGACUGCGGUGUCAAUGCCUCUGGCCUCAUGUCAAAAUCUACUCCCAGGCUUCAAUACAGCUUUCAACUCCAAAAGAGCUGUAGUUCUCACAGAACGUCUGUUAAGGGCAGCAGCGUGGCACCAGGGACAUCAGAAGCAGCCCCACCCAUUCUCAGCAGAGCACUGUCUAAAGGGAAACGCUUCAGGAGUAGCUCCCUUUCACUCAGUCCUGCCCAACAACAGAGGGAGACUAACUACUUCAGGACCCCACCCAUUUCCAGGGGGAAACACAAAAUAACGACAAAUCUUAUCGAUGGAUCCAGAGUGGCUGGCCAUGUCUACAAACACUUACAGGAGGAUGAGUCAAAAGACGUGGAGUCCAUGAGACGGUGUGAUUUUGCAAGUGGAAGAGUCGGCGCCCUCCUCAGCAGGACCUCACUCUCUCACUUCGCAGCCAGAAAGGGAUGGGCUGAGGUCCCCUGCACCCGCCUGGAUAAGGGAUCCUUCCUUCCACCCUCCUUGCGCACCCGUUCUGUGCCCAUCAUCCCUUCACUCCAAGCGUGUGACCUUGAGGCCGGGAAUGUGGAAACAAGUGACCGGAACCAUAAGGGGCUCCUGAAGUGGCACCCCGUGCUGGCUGGAAAGACAGCGGUGCCUGUUAGCAGUUCUCCCCCCUAUGAGACUGUUGUGCUGGCACCUGGUGUUAUGCCCAGCAGUGUAAGCCCUCCUGCCACUACUACUGUAACACUGGGCUCGGAGGGGAAUCUCAGCUCCACACAAACACCCUGCUUCAUCGAAAUUACAGUGGAACUCGCGCAGGAAUUAAAACAGAAAAGCCUUCCCAGCACCAUGAAAAUGUCUGGGUCUCACAGCGAGAUCCGCCGCGGUGGCACAAACACUCUCGAGGCUGGGACUGUGCAGGAGUCAGGAGGGAAAAGUGUCCAAUAUUCACCCAGAGUUCUGCACACAGGCAGUGGGACCAGAGGUUUGAAGGCAGCAGGCCAAAGAGAUGCCCAGGGACAGUGCCAAGGUCAGACAUCUCUUGUGUACGGAGGUGCAAACUGCUCCUUGGCCACCAAAGGACCCAGCUGCAGAGGAACUGGAAAUGCUUAUGCCAAGCCUUCUGCAAGCUGAUUGGAUUAACUCUGUAAAGCUUCAAAGACACUGUUUCCAAUAUCUGUAUACCUUUGCUGGUGGCACAGGAUGGUUAGCAGGUGGAACCAUCUGUGUGGCCACACGGACCAAUAACAGAUGGCCGUCGGUUUUGAAGGAACAUGAACAGAUUGAACUGCCGAGGGAAAAAAUAUUGACACAAAAGACAUGAAAUACUAAAGAAAAAGAGACAAACAAACACACAUUGUGAAUAAAUGUGACUCAAUAAGGAUAA